This is a messenger RNA of Astyanax mexicanus (Mexican tetra), 1747 nucleotides long. RefSeq names its product enolase 1b, (alpha) (gene eno1b). Gene Ontology annotation, cellular component: phosphopyruvate hydratase complex. Lineage: Eukaryota; Metazoa; Chordata; Actinopteri; Characiformes; Acestrorhamphidae. Gene Ontology annotation, biological process: glycolytic process. Gene Ontology annotation, molecular function: phosphopyruvate hydratase activity; magnesium ion binding. The record is from RefSeq and is a predicted model, not a curated record. Bases 140 to 1441 code for a protein of 433 amino acids. The transcript has 12 exons.
AGCAGUCAUUUUCGGAAGUGGGUAGUCUCGCCAUAAACCCAUAAACUGGCUCUGGUAGGACACACCUCUGAGGAAUCAGCUCAGAAUCAGCUCUGGUGUCCUUCAGUGCUUACUAACGGGUUUUACUGCGCGCAGCAACAUGUCCAUCUUAAAGAUCCACGCCCGGGAGAUUUUUGACUCCAGAGGGAACCCAACUGUAGAAGUGGACCUUUACACUGAUAAAGGUCUGUUUCGAGCAGCGGUUCCUAGUGGAGCAUCCACUGGCAUCUAUGAAGCUUUGGAGCUGAGAGACAAUGAUAAGUCUCGCUACCUGGGCAAAGGUGUCUCCAAAGCUGUUGAGCAUGUCAAUCAAACUAUUGCUCCAGCACUGAUUGACCAGGGAUUAUCUGUUGUUGAGCAAGAGGCAAUUGAUCAGUUCAUGCUGGAUUUGGAUGGAACAGAAAAUAAAUCUAAGUUUGGUGCUAAUGCCAUCCUGGGCGUGUCCCUGGCUGUGUGUAAGGCAGGAGCAGCAGAGAAAGGUGUCCCCCUGUACCGCCAUAUUGCUGACCUUGCAGGAAAUCCAGAGGUCAUCCUGCCAGUGCCGGCUUUUAAUGUGAUAAACGGAGGUUCCCAUGCGGGUAACAAGCUGGCCAUGCAGGAGUUCAUGAUUCUGCCAGUGGGAGCCAGUAGCUUUAAGGAAGCCAUGCGCAUUGGUGCUGAAGUUUAUCAUAACCUGAAAAAUGUCAUUAAGGAAAAGUAUGGAAAGGAUGCCACCAAUGUAGGAGAUGAGGGUGGAUUUGCACCAAACAUCCUGGAGAAUAAAGAAGCCCUGGAGCUGCUGAAGAACGCCAUCAGCAAAGCUGGAUACACAGACGAGGUUGUGGUUGGCAUGGAUGUGGCUGCAUCUGAGUUCUACCGUGAUGAAAAAUAUGAUUUGGACUUCAAGUCACCUGACGACCCUAGCCGUUAUAUUAGCUCUGACGAGCUCGGUGAUCUUUACAAAAGCUUUGUUGAUGAAUACCCAGUUGUGUCCAUUGAAGACCCUUUUGACCAAGAUGACUGGCAGGCCUGGACUAAUUUUACUGCCACUACAGACAUCCAGGUAGUGGGGGAUGAUCUGACUGUGACCAACCCCAAACGCAUUUCCAAAGCAGUGGAAGAGAAGGCUUGCAACUGUCUUCUGCUCAAAGUGAAUCAAAUUGGCUCUGUAACAGAGUCUUUGCAAGCCUGUAAGAUGGCCCAGUCCAGUGGCUGGGGUGUGAUGGUGAGCCAUCGCUCAGGAGAGACAGAAGACACCUUCAUCGCUGACCUGGUGGUGGGCCUAUGCACUGGACAGAUCAAAACAGGAGCUCCUUGCCGUUCUGAGCGUCUGGCCAAAUACAACCAGAUCCUCAGAAUUGAGGAGGAACUGGGAGAAAAGGCUCGCUUUGCAGGAAAAAGUUUCAGAAACCCACUGAACUAAGACUGAACUACUAGAAACACUUUAAACCACUAUUAAGGCAGUACGCAGAAAUGUGUGUGCUUGCAGACAGUGACUAGAGAAUGUACUGUAGAAAGCUGUAUUCUAUGUUUGAACUGAACCAAGUAAAGUAUAUGUAUAGUGUUAUAUAGAAAGAAAUAAUAAGCAGUAUUUAAUCUUGUGGUCAUGCGGUCAGUGGACUGCUUGUUUACUGAUGAUUGUAUUCAUAGAGAGCUAAUGACAUAUGUUAGAUAAUCCUGUGGUUGCUGAAAUGGACAGGAAAAAAUAAAAAAAUACUUGAGAAACCAA